UAUGUAAAUAAAAUAAUUUGUGACACAUUUAUUAUUUAUGUUUUUACAGUGUUAUCAAUCCUUAGAACAGUUAACGUUCGGUCUACGAUCUACGAUGUCAGUAUUGUCUAUAGAUACAUCCGUCUCUAUCAAAAUUACCAAUCACUGAAUGCGGAUAUUAAUGAAAUAGCGACGAGAGAUCAACGCGGUAGAGAGCGAGGCGAAUUGUAUAGCUAUAUCUGCGAAUCAUUUGGUUAAAAUUCACCAUUCGUCCCUGAAGAAAAAGAAGCACAGAACUUUACGCGCGCACGACAACGGGAGAGAGCAAAAAAGAGACGCGGAUGAUGAUGAGCUUCAGGCUGAUAGGAGGCCAGGAUGAUGCGAACGAUGUAUCACCAUCCGGGAAAUUAAUGUUGAAAUAUGAUCCUGGAUGAACGAUAUGCGGCGCCCAAGCGGGACCAAUAGGGACCAACGAGGAAACACGCAGUGGCGAAGAAGAGGAUUGCACGAGAGAGGAGGUUGUUACGAGGUCGAUUAAUGAAUCAUCGGACGAAAUAGUAAGGUGACGAGAAUAUCGGCGCAACAAAUUGGACAGUGAGCUGAAGAGAUGAGUGAUGAAAGGGAGUAGCUUAGGAGGAAUGAUUGGAAAGCGAAUAUAAAUACGAUACAAUCUCAAUUAACAUGCGACAGAACAGUUGUGCGACGAAGAAUCAAGCGGAGUGUAAAGAAGGACGAUGAAUCGUGAGGGAGAACUUAAAAAUGUAGGAUGCAGAGACAGAGGAAGAAAAAGAGAGCGAAGAAGAAAGGAAAUACGCAGGAUGAUAAAUGAAUUCCGCGUACGAACGAAUGUCGGGAGUAUCGAAUCGUGUCACGAGCAAUUACCAGGAAGUAUUAAUUAACUCGUACGAUUGCGAUUAAUCAAGCUUCGACAGUCUGCAACCGAUGGGGUACGCCGCUUUGCCGCUUUUUCUCCGGAUCUAUUAAUUCAUCGAACAUUCUGAAGAGAUGGUUAUAGGAGUCGCGCGCGGAUCGCGCGAAGUUCGCCGCGCUUAGCACAACUUCAAGCGCUACGUCACAGCGAACUACUUCACUACAUACCGCGAAUAUCGCGAGUGGCGCACGGUUAUUUAUUGUCGUUAUUUAUCCGUUGUUAUUUAUGCAACCGGCUGUGUAGUGCGCGCAAUCGGUGUCGGGAGUGCCGUACAAAGUAACGGGCGAUCGUUCUAUCGUAUUAUUUAUGCGCGAAAUCGAAAUCAGUAGUGCCUGGUCGAUGAAAAUGCAUCUGGGCGAAGCGACGCAACAAUCAACGAGAAUAUGGCAGCGUUUCAACGACUGGAACGAGGCUUUCUGAAACGACAAUCAACGAGACGUAAAAUCAACGAAAAUGCGGACGUGUUUCAACGACCGCUUGUUGCAGUACUCCGUUCCUACGCCACUGCGAGGGUACAUACGUGGAUACGGUACGAGAACGCCGGCCAUCCGGCGCGGCGCGAGAGGUCGAUCGAUCUCUCUUUCGUCGUUGCUUGGCCACCGUGUCGCUGCCACGCCACUCCGCGAUACCCACAUCGCCGUCGAGAGAUAGACUCCAUGGUGGGGACCGACAGUGUCAGUUUACGAUGGUGGUGCACCGGCGACGGAUGUGGCUGGUUCUCCGGGGUGUGGCGUGCGAAGUGAGAGCCCUUUCCGCACGCGCCGCCUUCGCCGCAUGAAUAUGUGCGCUCACGCACCGGCUCCGUCCAGGUCACGUGACCCGCCUCGGCGGGGGCACCAAGAGAGGACAGAGGCCUGGAGGAUAGAGGCUCCGUUCGAGCGUACGCCAAAAGGCCCCGCCUAAACAGCCGGUCGAUACUGCGCGCGCAAAGAACGGCCGGCUUAUUGUAAGGCUGCAUCACGCUGCGCGUGAUACCACAGCUGCGCCCUGCGUGGCUACAGAGUGGUGGGGUAGUCGGUGCGCGUGGGAGGAAGAACGACGGUCCAGUGGAGUCCGGGAAGUCGAGCAGCGCAGACGCGUUGUAUCGCUGCGCCGUUUCUUCGUCAAUCAAAUAGCAGUAAUAAUAAUUCGGAGCAACGAGAGACGAUAUUAUCGAAACGACGUGGUGACGUGAUCGUGAAAUUGUCGGGCAAGUCUAGGCGAUAAUCGGAGCUCGUGUAAUUCAUUAGUAUACGUUCGGUGGGAGGUGGAGAACGCCUCCUCUCUCGUUGCCGCAGAUCAUCAUGUUGACACGAACGAACGCCUGAUGACAGAAAGAGGGCGAAGUGGUGAAGAGAGGACAAGAAGGGACUAGAGUGUCGACGCGGAAAGUCUGAUAUGCCUUGUCGCGAGUGAGGGUGUUGAUUUUACUCGACUUUUCCAGAAAGGAGUAAAAGUGGACAAUUUUUUUUCGAAAGUGACGUAAACCGCGACGGGGUCGCGGAUCGGUCGGGAGUAAUCAAAGACUAUAAACGCGUAAGAGUAAGUGUCAUCGGGCGCGCGAGGAGGGAUGCCUACGAAGGGGGAGAGGGGAAAAGCGACGGACUUCAGCAUCGCGGCCAUCAUGGCGCCCAGGGGUUCGUCCUUCGGGCAUUACCACCUGCAGGGCAUCAGCAACGCUGCUGCCACCGCCAACACCAACCUGGAAUGUCCAACUGGCAAAGGAUUCGUGGCUGAUUCGACGCUGGAUCAUCCUGUUCGAGCGUCACCGGUGAACAUUGUCGCGACAGCGACGGUUGUGACGGAGGAAGCUCUUCUCGGUGACGAGGAGACCGAGAAUUGCGAAAGCGAGUCCGCCAAGUCUGCGAACGAGGAGGACGAGGAAGUGGACGUCGAUGUUGAAGAGUGCAGCAGCGUCGACGACGGGCCGGUCCACGGGGUGCUGGCUGACGAUCUCGUCAGUAUCGGGAAGCCGUCUUCGCGGAAGUGCAGCGCGGAUGGAUGCAACUUGGACGAGAAGAAGCAGCAACGUCUAAGGACCAGCUGCAAUUCCGACGAGCUACGUGACGUCGAGUGCCAGCUCGAGACCAAAGAGCUCUGGGAUAAGUUCAACGACCUCGGCACGGAGAUGAUCAUCACGAAGACCGGCCGACGAAUGUUUCCAACGUGCCGCGUGUCUUUCAAGGGACUUAAGUCUGAAGGUCGUUACGCAGUGUUGAUGGAUAUUGUGCCGGUCGACAAUAAGAGGUACCGAUACGCCUAUCAUCGUAGUUGCUGGCUAGAAGCCGGCAAAGCAGACCCGCCGGCGCCCGCGCGACUUUAUGUUCAUCCCGAUUCUCCCUUCACCGGCGAGACGUUGCGGAAGCAAGUCGUCUCCUUUGAGAAGGUGAAGCUGACCAAUAACGACAUGGACAAACAUGGCCAGAUCGUGCUAAACUCGAUGCACAGGUAUCAGCCGAGGAUACACUUGGUCCGCUGUCGACACAACGACGACAACGGCCUGCACAUCAGCGACCUCCAGAAGGAGGAGCACAAGACGUUUAUCUUCCCGGAGGCCAUUUUCACCGCCGUCACGGCGUAUCAGAAUCAGCUGAUAACGAGACUGAAGAUCGAUAGUAAUCCGUUCGCCAAAGGUUUUAGGGAUUCGUCGAGACUCACCGACUACGAAAGAGAUCCUAUGGAACUGAUGGAGCAACAACUGGUGAGAUGCGGCGUCGCCCCGAUGAGACUCUACGAGCAUCUCGCGAUCUCGUCCUCGUCGGCGGCGGUCGCCGCGGCACUGAAUGUCCAGCAGCAGCAGCAGCAGUCGCAGCAUCAUCAGCCGUCCGCGCAGCAACAGCAACAAUUAAACGAGAACGCGUUGUCGCCCUGGCUACCGUCGACGGCGCUUUUGUAUGGCGCCAGGGGUGCCGCCGGCUCGCCCUCGCCCUAUUCCAGCGCCGCGGUCGCCGCCGCCGGCUUCCCUUACUCGGCGGCGCUGCCGUGGCCCUGGCAACCACCGCCACCACCCCCAGUCGCGAUGAUCUCGCGACGAUCCUCUCCCACCGCUCCCUCAGUCAGAUACGCGCCCUAUCCACCGAGGGCCAGUACACCCCCGCCGCUGCGGACACGCCCGUCCACCCCCAAUUAGCGAUCCCCGCCGACUCGUCGACCACGACAUUGUCGUUCCUCCUCCAUUUGUCUGUGAUCAGGGAAUCGGAAUCGAGCCCAUAUUCCGAUGGUUGAGCAUGCGUUUGAUCAUCGAUUCGGAUCGCGAAUGACGACGCAAUGUGGAAGUAAGUGACACUUCUUCAAUUGUUAUAUGGUUAUAUACGAAUAAGGCAAUCUGAAUCGGAUAAUUAAAAUGGCAGUGUCAAUAUUUUAAACGCGUCUAAACUGCUUAUAUUAUAUUGUACAAUAUAACAAUAUAAUAUAAUAUAUAUAAU
This is a messenger RNA of Nylanderia fulva, 4314 nucleotides long. RefSeq lists its product as uncharacterized. Gene Ontology annotation, molecular function: DNA-binding transcription factor activity, RNA polymerase II-specific; RNA polymerase II cis-regulatory region sequence-specific DNA binding. NCBI's taxonomy places the organism in Eukaryota, Metazoa, Arthropoda, Insecta, Hymenoptera, Formicidae. Gene Ontology annotation, cellular component: nucleus; chromatin. The record is from RefSeq and is a predicted model, not a curated record. Gene Ontology annotation, biological process: heart development; positive regulation of DNA-templated transcription; cell fate specification.